UUUGUAUUAGCUACCUGCUCCGUUUUUGAAGUACAAAUGGCGGUAAAAAUGCACCGUCUCAUGCUUCAUGCCAGUUUUUGUCUUCUUUUUGUUACAGCAAACGCUGAAGACUGCAGUACAGAAGGAAAUGUGAGGUUAGUUUCAGCUGAUGGCGUUGCCGAAAAUGAAGGCAGGGUUGAAGUCUGCGUAAACGGAGUGUGGGGCACUGUAUGCGACGAUCGCUGGGGUGCAUCUGACGCCCGUGUUGUAUGCCAUCAGUUGGGACUAGUGGCUGAUUGUGAGUGCGAGUGCGGUACGAUAAUAAUUAUAUUUAAUUAUAGCUGAACCUCUAUUUCUACUAGAUGCUGAUGCCAUAUAUCGCUACAAUCCUGGGUCUGGCCCGAUUCAUUUUUCUGGAUUUCAUUGUUUUGGUAACGAGAACCGCCUUUUUGACUGUGCCAUUGAGCAAAAUUCCAAGAAUGUGACACUUUGUGGGCACAAUCAGGACGCUGGAGUAAGGUGUCCUAGAGUUCCUUGCAGAGAUAAUGACGUUCGACUCAAUGGUGGUAACGUAGUCCAGGUGUGUUUCAAUCAGCAGUGGGGCCUUGUGUGUGAGCAUUUAUACAGCUGGUCUUCAAUUGAUGCUGGAGUUGUGUGUGAUCAAGUUGGAAUUCAUUCUCAACUUCCCCGUGCUGCUCGUAGACCAAGACAGCCAUAUGAUGCCUCUGUCGUACUAAGCGGAGUUCGUUGUACUGGAUCAGAAACAAGACUCACUAAUUGCAGUGUUAUGCAAAGAGAUGACUUUGAUGCAUGCGAAUAUGUUGCUGUUGCUCAGUGUGAAGUCAAGGAGUCAUGUGAAGUGCCAAAUUCGAUUCGACUGACAACCACCUGGUUUAGAAACAGGACAAUAGGACGAUUAGAAAUGUGCUCAGGUAACGUUUGGGGAACGGUAUGUGGCAAUGGAGCAGCUAGAGCAAUUGCAGUGGUUGCUUGCAGAGAGUUGAAUCAUGCCGCUAAUGGAACUCUGUUUUUGGAAAGAAUACUGAGCUUCGUACCUCCUUUAAUUCCAAUUACUCGCACCAACAUGGUUUGCUCCGGAAAUGAGACAAACUUAGCUAAUUGCUCUUUUGAUGGAGUGUAUGGAGAUGCAAACUGUCAACACAGAGAUGACCUCUUCAUUACUUGCAUGGCACGGCAAUGCACUGAAAACAACAUUAGGUUGCGUGGUGGCCAUGAAAAUUAUUAUGGGAGAGUGGAAAUAUGCUUGCAUGGACUGUGGGGCACAGUGUGUGGUGAUAGGUGGGAUUCAAGAGAAGCUGCUGUUGUCUGCCGACAACUUCACCUUUAUGGAUCUUCAUAUACGUUAAAAAGUUUUCCUAAUCCCGAUGGACUACCAAUUCAUCUCGAUAAUGUCAAUUGUCAAGGCAAUGAGAGUAUGCUUAAUGAAUGCAGUCACCCUGGAAUUGGAAAUGAAAACUGUGCGGAAGGUUAUGAAGAAGCCGGGGUUAUAUGUACUGAUGUAAUGUGUGAAGAUGGAGCUGUUCAUUUAGUUGGCGGAUCUGAUAUCUCAAGAGGGAGAGUGGAGUUUUGCUAUCGUGGGAAGUGGUACACUGUGUGUGCAAGUACCUGGCGUGAUUCAGGCUAUGAAGCAAGAGUUGUUUGUAAGACACUUGACUACAAUGUGUUUCGUUAUGGAGAAUUCAUUUCUAAUUUUGGCAGAGGAUUUAGCCCUAUUCUACCGUAUCAAAUUAAAUGUGGCGUGGAUGAUCUUUCAUUGAAACAGUGUACAAAAACGGGGUUUGAUACAAGUGAAUGUGAACAUGUUGCUGGAGUCAUAUGUGGAGCUGAUUGUCAGAGUUCUGGUAUAACAGAUUGUACCGUGUGUGGGGAUCGUGUUGGUUGCCGCACCCAAUACAACUGUAACUGCCACUCAAGAUGCUAUGAAUUUGGAGACUGUUGUCCAGAUGUGUCUACUUUAAAAAACUGUGUUGUGAAGGAGUGUGAGUCAGGGGAAAUUCGUCUAGUUGGAGGAUUAACCAACUCUGUUGGGAGAUUGGAGCUCUGUGCUAAUGGAAUAUGGGGUAGAGUUUGUAAUAGGCUCCAGUACUGGGGACCUGUUAAUGCUAAGGUUGUGUGCAGACAACUGGGAUUUUCUGAAGUUGGUUCUUAUGUUGUUGAUAAUGCAACACUCUUUGGAGAGUCAGAAAGAAAUGCAGUCAUGGGAGAGGUUCAUUGCACUGGCGAUGAACCAGAGCUCCUGGAGUGCUCUCACACAGAUAUAGGACGUCACCUCUGUGGCUCUCAAUUCAAUCCUGUUCCAGAUAUUGCAAUUAGUUGCUAUGAUGAAGUUUCAAGUUGCGAAGAAGGGGAGGUGAGACUAUCCAAAAACUCCAGUGGUCAUGUAGAGUAUUGCCAGCACCGAACCUGGGGAGCCGUCUGCAGUGAAGGAUGGGAUGACAUCGAUGCUGGAGUUGCAUGCAGUCAACUUGGAUUCAAUCCAGCUGAUGCAAUAGCCAAAGGAAACUUCAGCCUGGCUGAAAGUAUACCUAUCUUUCUGAGCCAAGUAGAGUGCAAUGGAUCUGAGAUUGGACUCAAAGACUGUGUAAAAACUAUGCCUAAUGCAAGGUGUGAAUUUGCUGCUGGUGUGAUGUGCAAAAGGAGUUCUCCAAGUUAGUAUAAUUUUUUAUGAGUGCUCAAAAAGAAAUAUUCUAUGAGCUACCCUUGAAGAUUCAGGUGCAGAAAAAGGUGCAGAAAAAGGUGUUGCUGUUGCUGGAUCAGUGAUAGGAGGUGUCUUAGGCUCAAUCAUUGUGAUUGUACUAAUCAUUGGGGUGCUACUGAGGUAUAGAAAAUUUAAAAUACAGGAGAGGAAUCAAUUUCUGAAUUAUCAACUUGGCAUUCUUACAAGGCCUCAGUCAGGAGGAACUAACAGACCCCAGCAGGAACAUACAACUCAAACCUAUGAUGAUGGAAUAAACUGCAGUUUAGGAGUUAAACCAGAUGAAAAUCCGCAGAUGGUCUCCAGUGAAAAGCAUAUCCCAAUGGCUGCUGAAUCAUCUACUUCAGAUAAUAAUUGCUAUGCUAAUAAUCAGCCAAGUUGUCAUCAGAGCGUGAGUCGUACUAGGGUAUACUCACACCAUUUGAGGGAAUUAACACGUGGAAAGUUCAUUGUCAAGAAAGCAGACAUCACAUUGUUGGAGAUCAUUGGAGAAGGAGAGUUUGGUAUUGUCUACAAGGCCAGGUUGGGUGUAAUGCGAAAUUCAAGAGUUGUGGCUGUCAAAACUCUAAAAGGUGAUUUUGAUCAGGAAGAAAUUGACAGAUUUGUAGAGGAGAGUUUGAAGAUGAGUCGGUUCAAACAUGCUCAUGUUAUGGGUCUCAUUGGAGUGUGCCCUGAUGAAGAUUCUGCUCCUUUCAUUAUAAUGCCCUACAUGGCAAAUGGUAGCCUUCUCAAGUACCUUAAGAAUGAAAGAGAUAACAUAGUACUUUCAGAAGAAAAUGAUACAGAUGAGAUCAAGGACGUGUGUAAGCGCUUGUUGAUGAUGUGCAACCAGAUAGCAAGUGGGAUGGAAUAUCUUGCUGCUGGAAAAUAUGUGCACAGAGAUCUUGCUGCAAGAAACUGCAUGAUUGAUACUCAUUUCCUGAUAAAAAUCACUGACUUUGGUCUUUCGGAAGACGUGUUUCUGAGGAACUACUACAGGCAGGCUAAGAGUGAGGACACGGUGAGACUCCCAGUCAAGUGGAUGGCUCCAGAGAGUCUUGCUGAUGGUCACUUCUCAGAAAAGAGUGAUGUGUGGUCAUAUGGAGUAACUAUGUGGGAGAUUUUCAGUGGGGGUAAGGUUCCCUACCCAGGAACUACUCCUUUAUCCGUCAUUCAGACUGUAGAGGAGGGCCACAGGAUGUCCAAACCUUGCAAUGCUGCUUGCAACGAAGAAAUAUACUCCUUGAUGGUAAAGUGCUGGGAAAAGUCUCCAAAAGACAGACCAUCAUUCAGUGAAAUCUACAAAGAAGUUACAAAGUUCAUUGAGCGUGCAGCUGGCUACCUAGAUAUAAGCUUUAACCCCUUCACAAAUGAUUAAAAGGAACAAGCUCUGGACAAAGAUGCAAGGACAUUAUAGUUACUAGUCACAUACUAAACAUAGAUAAGUAGACAAACAAUAAUUGUGUUAGCCUAUAAUGUUUUAUUUCUGAAUGACUACUUAUAAUUAGCUUUACAUGAUUGAUUGUAGGGUGG
Molecule: messenger RNA, 4207 nt
Organism: Geodia barretti
Lineage: Eukaryota; Metazoa; Porifera; Demospongiae; Tetractinellida; Geodiidae
Source: the annotation of a GenBank genome assembly